AUGACUGCUCCAGUUCCUCCCAAACGACGCAUGCUGCAGUUUGAUGGCCACAACUACUUUAGACAGCGACUUAUUCUUGCAACCCUUAGUAGGAAAUCAAUUCGUAUUGAAAACAUUCGUUCUGAAGACGAAGAAUAUCCCGGCCUUGCAGACUAUGAAGCCAGUUUUCUUCGACUGCUCGAGAAAAUUACCAACGGCAGUAUCAUCGAAAUCAACUAUGCUGGUACUGGUGUCACAUAUCACCCUGGAACAAUUUCUGGUGGAAGGAUAACCCACGAAUGCCCACCGUCCCGAGCCAUUGGAUACUUUUUAGAGUCUAUUAUUGCAUUGGCGCCAUUUGCAAAAGAUUCUUUAGAGCUCACUCUCAUUGGCAUUACCAACGACAAUGUAGAUACUUCUGUGGAUCUUAUCCGUACGCUGUUACUUCCUCAACUCAACCGAUUUGGAAUUGAAGAUGGUGUCGAGCUCAAGAUCUCGAAAAGAGGAGCUGCUCCACUUGGAGGAGGACAAGUCACUUUUACUUGUCCAAUCGUUCGUCAGCUUAAACCUGUUCAAUUUAUUGAUCCGGGCCACAUCAAGCGCAUUCGUGGUAUUGCCUAUGCCACUCGCAUGUCCCCACAAAUGGCUAAUCGAGUUGUUGAGGCUGCUCGCGGUAUUCUCACUCGUUACAUACCUGAUGUGUACAUCUAUACAGAUGUCUAUAAAGGUCAAGAAAGUGGAAAAUCUCCUGGCUAUGCCUUGUCUCUGGUUGCAGAAAGCACCACUCAAGCACUUCAUACAACCAAUGUCUCGAAUAUGCUUGUGAACGACUAUUCGUUUCCAACACCUGAAGACUUGGGUGUCCGCGCUGCACGACUAUUACUUCAUGAAAUCAAACGGGGCGGAACAGUCGAUACGCUGAGCCAAUGGCUGAAUCUGCUAUUCAUUGCUCUUGGGCCAGAAGAUGUCGGUAAAGUACGGUUUGGUGGGCUUUCUCCUUUUACCAUUCAGUAUUUACGCGAUCUCAAAACAUUCUUUGAUGUUACAUUCAAGAUUGUUGCUGAUCCUACAUCACAUACCGUUCUUUUGACAUCUGUUGGCAUCGGAUUCACAAACGUUAAUAAAAAGGUUACUUAG
Messenger RNA from Batrachochytrium dendrobatidis JAM81, 1116 nucleotides. RefSeq lists its product as uncharacterized. The record is from RefSeq and is a predicted model, not a curated record. The transcript has 7 exons. Gene Ontology annotation, biological process: endonucleolytic cleavage of tricistronic rRNA transcript (SSU-rRNA, 5.8S rRNA, LSU-rRNA); ribosome biogenesis. Gene Ontology annotation, cellular component: nucleolus. Gene Ontology annotation, molecular function: RNA endonuclease activity. The coding region runs from base 1 to 1116 and encodes 371 amino acids. NCBI's taxonomy places the organism in Eukaryota, Fungi, Chytridiomycota, Chytridiomycetes, Rhizophydiales.